This is a messenger RNA of Pezoporus occidentalis (night parrot), 877 nucleotides long. It is a transcript of the gene PMM2, whose product is annotated as phosphomannomutase 2. Gene Ontology annotation, molecular function: phosphomannomutase activity. Bases 77 to 823 code for a protein of 248 amino acids. NCBI's taxonomy places the organism in Eukaryota, Metazoa, Chordata, Aves, Psittaciformes, Psittacidae. Gene Ontology annotation, cellular component: cytosol. Gene Ontology annotation, biological process: protein N-linked glycosylation; mannose metabolic process; GDP-mannose biosynthetic process. The record is from RefSeq and is a predicted model, not a curated record. The transcript has 8 exons.
CUGCGCCACAGCGUCCGGGGCGGAGCAUGUCCCCGCUUCCCGUCGUGCCCCACGUCUGGCGGGCUAGGCCGUUGCCAUGUCGGCGGCGGAGCCCUCCGUGCUGUGCCUGUUCGACGUGGAUGGCACCCUCACCGCGCCGCGACAGAAAAUCACGGCGGAGAUGGCGGCGUUCCUGCAGGAGCUGCGGCGGAGGGUGAAGGUCGGAGUGGUGGGAGGCUCCGACUUCGAGAAGAUCAAGGAACAGCUCGGGGAUGACGUGGUUGAAAAAUUUGACUACGUUUUUCCAGAAAAUGGCCUUGUAGCUUACAAAGAUGGGAAAUUCUUGUGCAAACAGAGCAUUCAGGGGUACCUGGGCGAAGACAUACUUCAGGAUCUGAUCAACUACUGUCUGAGUUACAUUGCGAAGAUUAAACUGCCAAAGAAAAGGGGCACUUUUAUUGAGUUCCGAAAUGGGAUGUUAAAUGUGUCCCCCAUUGGAAGAAGCUGCAGCCAGGAAGAACGAGUUGAGUUCUAUGAACUUGAUAAAAAGGAACAUAUAAGAGAGAAAUUUGUAGCUGAUUUACGAAGAGAAUUUGCAGGAAAAGGCCUCACGUUUUCUAUAGGAGGCCAGAUAAGCUUCGAUGUGUUCCCAGAUGGCUGGGAUAAGCGGUACUGCUUAGGAAUCGUUGCCAAUGAUGGAUACAAGACCAUUUAUUUCUUCGGAGAUAAGACUAUGCCAGGAGGGAACGACUAUGAAAUUUACACAGACUCCAGAACAGAAGGCCACAGUGUCACAUCCCCACAGGAUACAAGAAGAAUCUGUGAAGAGCUCUUUUUUAAAUAAAAGACUUUUAGGAUUCACACUGAUAAAAUGGUUAAGACACGCUAAUAACUCAAA